UGAACGAAAACAGUUGGAGUGCACCAUGUUCCUGAUAGCGAUUGGCAUAAUUUUGGCCACCAUUUUGGUGUUCAAGGGCGUGAAGAUCUUCAACUACAUAGACCAUAUGGCCGGGAUAAUGGAGAUGAUUCCGGGACCCACACCUUAUCCCUUUGUGGGGAACCUCUUUCAGUUCGGCCUCAAGCCAGACGAGUACCCCAAGAAGGUCCUUCAGUAUUGUCGAAAAUAUGACUUUCAGGGAUUCCGCUCCCUGGUCUUCCUUCAAUACCACAUGAUGCUGAGUGAUCCGGCGGAAAUCCAGAACAUCCUGUCGAGCUCAUCUCUGCUGUACAAGGAGCACCUGUACUCCUUCCUGCGACCCUGGCUGGGCGACGGCCUGCUCACCAGUUCCGGUGCCCGCUGGCUAAAACACCAGAAGCUCUACAUGCCCGCCUUCGAGCGUCCGGCCAUCGAGGGUUACCUGCGGGUGGUCCACCGCACGGGCGUGGAGUUUGCCCAGAAGUUGGACAAACUGGCGGAGUCGCAGGACAUGUUCGAUGCCCAGGACCUGGUGGCCAAGUGCACCCUGGAUAUUGUGUGUGAAAACGCCACCGGCCAGGCCAGCAGCUCGCUGAACGGAGAGCCAUCGGAUUUGCAUGGUGCCAUCAAGGAUCUGUGUGAUGUGGUUCAGGAGCGUACCUUCAGCAUCGUCAAACGAUUCGAUGCACUGUUCAGGCUCACCUCGUACUACAUGAAGCAGCGCAAGGCUCUGUCCUUGGUCAGAAGCGAGCUGAAUCGAAUUAUCACACAACGUCGCCACCAAUUGGCAAAGGAGACUGCGGCUCAGAAGGGCGAGUCACUCAACAAGCCCUUCCUUGAUGUCUUGCUGGCUGCCAAACUUGAUGGGCGAGCCCUCAAGGAACGCGAAAUUAUCGAAGAAAUAUCAACAUUUAUAUUUACGGGUCAUGAUCCUGUCGCCGCAGCCAUAUCCUUCACGCUGUACACCCUCUCUCGACACCCUGAAAUUCAGCGCAAGGCCUUCGAGGAGCAGCAACGCAUCUUUGGCACCAAUGUAUCCGGAGAUGCGGACCUGGGCCGUUUGGAUCAAAUGUACUACCUGGAGCUGAUUAUCCUCGAAACACUGCGUCUAUAUCCUUCAGUGCCUUUGAUUGCUCGAACCAAUCGCAAACCCAUCGAUAUCAAUGGCACGAAGAUAGCCAAACGCACCACAGUGAUCAUGUGCCUUAUUGCCAUGGGCUACAACGAAAAAUACUUUGAUGAGCCCUGCGUUUUCCGACCGGAAAGAUUUGAGAAGGCUAAUUCGAAUAAGGGAAUCGAGGCCUUUAAGAGCGUUCCGUUCAGCGCAGGACCAAGGCGUUGCAUUGCUGAAAAGUUCGCCAUGUAUCAAAUGAAGGCUCUACUGUCGCAAUUGCUGCGUCGCUUUGAAAUCCUUCCCGCUGUCGAUGGACUUCCACCUGGUAUUAAUGAUCACUCCCGCGUGGAUUGUACACCCCAAAGUGAAUACGAUCCAAUUAUGAAUAUCAGAGUUACCCUCAAGUCAGAAAAUGGCAUUCAGAUCAGGCUGAGAAAGCGUUGAAGUCAAAGAAGAAGUAUACGCAGCUUGACUCACGAAAACUAUAAUUUAUUUUCAGCUUUGUAUUAUUCGAGAAAAAUAUAUACAAUUGUAUAUACAAUUCAUCUGACCUCUUA
Molecule: messenger RNA, 1689 nt
Organism: Drosophila serrata
Lineage: Eukaryota; Metazoa; Arthropoda; Insecta; Diptera; Drosophilidae
Gene: Cyp4ad1
Product: Cytochrome P450 4ad1
Molecular function (GO): iron ion binding; monooxygenase activity; heme binding
Source: RefSeq, a predicted model, not a curated record